GUUGCACCAGCACCCAUACAUAGGCACGGACCGGCAUGUCCUUGGGCGGAGAGAGCGGGACGUUCGGCUUGCCAGCGGCCCCCACUUAGGCGUGCACCGGGAAAGAACGAUUUGAAAAUGGGUGAUGUUGAGAAGGGCAAGAAGAUUUUUGUUCAGAAGUGUGCCCAGUGCCAUACCGUGGAAAAGGGAGGCAAGCACAAGACUGGGCCAAAUCUCCAUGGUCUUUUUGGGCGAAAGACGGGUCAGUCUCCUGGAUUCUCUUACACAGAUGCCAACAAGAACAAAGGCAUCACCUGGGGAGAGGAGACGCUGAUGGAGUAUUUGAAGAAUCCCAAGAAGUACAUCCCUGGAACAAAAAUGAUCUUCGCUGGCAUUAAGAAGAAGGGAGAGAGGGCAGACUUGAUAGCCUAUCUCAAACAAGCUACUAAUGAGUAAUAGUUGGCCACUGCCUUAUUUAUUACGAAACAGAUGUCUCAUGACUUUUUAUGUGUACCAUAUUUAAAUUGAUCUCAUACACUAGACUUCAGAUCAUGAAUGGCUGAUGUAAUAUUUCUGUCCUGAUUUAAAUAAGAUUGGCUUGUGGCUAAAUGAAUAUGGUCAGCUUUUUGAAUUUUGGUAGCAAUUCCAGUUCAAUAAGUGCUAUCACUGUUUUUCCCUUCUAAAGAGAUGAUUAAACUUGAAUAAGAAAUGUUAAACUUUUCAGGGAGAUGGUGAAUGCCUUCUCAGACCCUAUAGGAGAUUGAUUUUAUAUUUAGAUUUCUAUAAUUGGUUAUAUUAAUAUAUUUAAAUAUUGAGAAGAUCCCUUCAGUGUCUUAUAGAACAGAGCAAGAUUCACCUAUGUUUCAAGUUGUUUUCAUUUGCCUUUUAAGGCAAGGGCUGAAGAUACACUGACAAUGUCCACUUUAUCUUUUUGGUCUUAAGUAUGCCAAUUUAAUUAAAAUUCUCUA
This is a messenger RNA of Hippopotamus amphibius kiboko, 947 nucleotides long. RefSeq names its product cytochrome c-like. Gene Ontology annotation, molecular function: heme binding; electron transfer activity. The coding region runs from base 118 to 435 and encodes 105 amino acids. The transcript has a single exon. Lineage: Eukaryota; Metazoa; Chordata; Mammalia; Artiodactyla; Hippopotamidae. Gene Ontology annotation, biological process: mitochondrial electron transport, ubiquinol to cytochrome c; mitochondrial electron transport, cytochrome c to oxygen. The record is from RefSeq and is a predicted model, not a curated record. Gene Ontology annotation, cellular component: mitochondrial intermembrane space.